This is a messenger RNA of Zerene cesonia (dogface butterfly), 2672 nucleotides long. Its product is annotated as protein starmaker-like. Gene Ontology annotation, cellular component: extracellular region. Bases 139 to 2556 code for a protein of 805 amino acids. Lineage: Eukaryota; Metazoa; Arthropoda; Insecta; Lepidoptera; Pieridae. The transcript is spliced from 3 exons. The record is from RefSeq and is a predicted model, not a curated record. Gene Ontology annotation, molecular function: chitin binding.
CCUGUGCCUGUAUCUCGCAAUCCUAGAUGACGUUAUCGAUAUAUAUCUGUAGAUAUUGUUUCCUCGAUAAAAUUCAGGUGCUACUUCUGCAUCCAUUACUUUUGUCGCGGAUCGCACACACGUUUCAUCGCGGUCGCAAUGAACACUGCCCUUAGCGUAAUGUGUUUCGCGGCGGCGCUGGUCAGCGCCUCCGCCUUCUCAAUCGAAUUGAGACAAGAUCCGGAGACGUUAUGCAUCGGCCAAGAGAACUUCUUACGGAUUCCUAGCGCCGACAGUUGCACUUUCUACUUCCAAUGUUAUGCUGGACGGUCGUACUUGAUGCAAUGCCCUUACGGAGCAUGGUUUAAUGAGCAGGAACAGGUAUGCGACUCGUCUGAUCCACCGGCUGGGUGUGAAGUCGAACAAGAACCAACCCCAAUCCCACAGCCCGAGCCUGAACCAGAACCAGAGGUAGAAGAAUCCGAAGAAGUAGAAGUGGAACCAGAAGAAGAAGAAAAUGAAGAUGAUAGUGAAGAACAAUCAGAUGAAGCUCAGGAUGAGGAAGAGGAGGCUGAAACAGAGGAACCCGAAGAGGAAGAGGAACAAGAUUCAGAAUCUUCUGAAGAAUCAGACGAAGAAGAUAAUAAGCUUAGGAAGAGACAAAUUAAACAAGACGAUAUUGAUAUGCCAGAAGAAGGUGAUAUUGAAUAUGAAGAAAUUAUACCUUUGGAUAACAGAAAAAAUGUGAAGCAUCACGAUCAUGAUCAUGAUCACCACGAUCACGACCACCACCAUCAUCAUCAUCACGACCAUGACCACCAUCAUGACCAUGACCACGAACAUAACCACGAUCAUUCUCACGAGGACCAAGUUGAGGGUUCUGGGGAAUCUCUCGAACAAUUAUCUAAUAAGCGUAUAAAAUUACAAGAGGAAGUUGAAAAUGACGACGAAAUAGAAGACGAGAUUAAGAGAUCGAAAAGACAGGAGGAGGAUGACGAUGAAGAUGUUGAAGAUGAAUUCAAAACAGUGCUGAAAAAACGUACCUUAAAACAAGUUGAGGAUGAAGAUGAAGAAGAUAAAGAAGAUGAUGAUAAUGAAUCCGAAGUCAAAAUAAGCCGUAAAAAGCGACAAGCAGAAGACGAGGAAAAUGAAGAAUCUGAUGACGAAGAAAAGCGCCGCAGAAGACAAAAUGACAGCGAUGAAGAUGAUGAGGAUGAUGGUGUGGAUAGAUUGAAGCGUCUCAAGAGACAAGUUGAUGAUGAAGAUGACGAUAAUGAUAACGAAGAACGCCGUAAAAGACAGAAUGAUGAAGAUGAAGAGGAUGAUGAAGAUGAUGAUAAUGACAACGAAGAACGCCGCAGAAGACAGAAUGAUGAAGAUGAUGAAAAUGACAACGAAGAACGUCGUAAAAGACAGAAUGAUGAAGAUGAAGAGGAUGAUGAAGAUGAUGAUAAUGACAACGAAGAACGCCGCAUAAGACAGAAUGAUGAAGAUGAGGAGGAUGAUGAAGCUGAAGAUAAAUUGAAACGUCAAAAACGACAAGCAGAAACCGACAACGAAGAAUUUGAUGAUGUCGAAGAACGCCGUAAGAGACAAGAUGAUGAAGACGGAGACAACGAGGAUGACGACGAAGAAAUCCGCAAAAGACAAGACGAUGAAGAGAAUGAUGAAGAGGACGAGGAAGAAGUAAACAAGCAACUGAAGCGUCAAAAGAGACAAGCAGAGGACGAAGAUGAUGAGGACAACGAAGACGAACGUCGCAAAAGACAAGACGAUGAAGAGAAUGAUGAGGAUGAGGACGAGGUUAAUGCUGACAGUAAAUUGAAGCAUCAAAAGAUACAAACUGAAAGCGAAGGUGAUGAAGAAGAUUCUGACGAUAGUUUGAUACGACAAGAGGAUGACGAUGAUGAUGAAGAUGACGAUGAUGAAGAUAGCGGAAAUGAUAACGACGACGGUGAAGGAGACGAGAACGAUGAAGAGGGUAAAUUGAAACGACUAAAGAGACAAGCUGAAGAAGAAGACGAUGAGGAAGAAUCUGAAGACAGUUUGAAGCGUCAAGAGAGUAACGGUAAUGACGAUGAUGAAGAUGAUGAAGAGGAUGAAAAUGAUGAAGAGGAUGAUGCCGAAAGCAAAUUGAAGCGUCAAAAGAGACAAGCCGAAGACGAAGAGGAUUCUGAAGAUAGUGUGAAACGCCAGGAGAAUGACGGUGACGAUGAUGAUGAUGAUGAUGAUGAUGAUGACGAUGAUAAUGAAGGGAAAUUCAAACUUUUGAAAUGGAUUCGUCGAUCUUUAAGACAAAAUGAUGAUGACAACGAAAAUGGAGAUGACGAGGAUGAGAUUUUGAAAAAAAAUCGUCAGGAAGAAACUGACGGCGAUGAUGAUGACGAUAACGACGACGCUGAUUCUGAUGACGAAGUCGAAGAUGAAGCUGAUGGUGAAGAUGAUGACGAAGAUGAUGAUGACGGUGAAGAUGAAGAAUCAAAGAAACUGAAACAAGACGAUUCGGAAGAUGAAGAAAAUGAAAGUUUGGAUGAAGGAAAUCUAUUCUAUAGAUGGCUGCACAGAACUUUCGCUUAAGACGUUGGUGUAUUUCAAACGCAUCUCCAGACCGAGUGCUCCUUUGAAAUGAAGUAGUUAUUAGUAUUUAUUAUUAAGAGUUAUGAGCAGAAUCACUUUGUGCAAUUUUGUAAAUA